CUAAUGUCGGGUGCCUGUGUUGACGACGCUAUUAUGAGUCGUCCUUUCUUAGCGGUGAAAUGUCAAGAUCGUCAAACCUUGCGAUGUUAUUUUUGAAAUAAGAAUAUUAUAAAUGAAGUUCUUACAAAACAAACAGUUUUUUCAACUAUGUUCAAGAUGUUUGCAGCAGAGAAGUCUCUGUUCUGCACCAGCCAGCAGUGCUGUAGACCUCUCGUACUAUGCCUAUGAGAAGCAGACAGAGGAUUCUUCCAAGGCCCAGCAGUUUCCCCUCAUCCUCAUGCACGGACUGAUGGGCUCCAAACAGAACUGGCAGAGCAUUGCUAAAGUGCUGGGCAGGAAAGGCAGGAAGGUGCUUGCAGCAGAUGCUCGCAACCAUGGUGGCAGUCCCCAUGUGGAGAAUAUGAACUACCAGCUGUUCACAGAGGACCUUCUACGACUCAUGGACACACAGUUCAUAGAGCAGGCUGUCCUACUAGGGCACAGCAUGGGGGGGAAAACUGCCAUGGUCACUGCACUUACACAUGCAGAGCGGGUGGCUGGGCUGAUAGUAGUGGAUGUGUCUCCCACAAUGAGCCCGUCUCUCCAGACCCACCCACAGUACCUGGAGGCCAUGCUGCGUAUCCCACUUCUUACCAUGGCCGACACCCAUGACACGGAAAACACCCCCCUCUCCACUGUCCGCAGACAUGUGUACCAGGAACUGGCGAAAACUAUUCAAGAUGAUGCCAUGCGUCAUUUCCUCGCCUCUAACCUUGUAAUACGAGGCAACAAGUUUAGCUGGAAAUGUAACCUGGAUUCAAUCAUCAACAAUUUCCCAGACCUUGCCUCCUUCCCCAGUUUUGAUCAGAGCCAGUACUAUGGCGGAACACUGUUUAUAGGCGGCUCGAACUCUGAUUACAUCAUUGAGGAAAAUAUUCCGCAGAUCAAGAAGUUUUUCCCACUAGCUGAAAUCCGACACAUCGAGGGUGCUGGUCACUGGGUACAUUCUGAUAAGCCUGCCCAAUUCAUUACUGCUGUUAACAAAUUCCUGAAUGAAGCAGGAGUUUGACGAAUGCAUUUUAUAAAAAUAUAAACUGUUAAUUAAUGUUGGCAUUUUUUGGGGAAAAAGCUCAUAAACACCUAUUGGGGUCAAAUACCGAGUCAAAAUUUGUGUAUUAUACAUACUAUAUGGCAUGCAUGUUUAUAUACAUGUAUCAGAAUUGCAAACUUGUUCCAAAUGAUUUGUUUAAAUAAAAGUAUUUUCUGUUUUU
This is a messenger RNA of Dreissena polymorpha, 1250 nucleotides long. RefSeq names its product protein ABHD11-like. Bases 113 to 1048 code for a protein of 311 amino acids. Lineage: Eukaryota; Metazoa; Mollusca; Bivalvia; Myida; Dreissenidae. The record is from RefSeq and is a predicted model, not a curated record. Gene Ontology annotation, cellular component: mitochondrion. The transcript has 7 exons. Gene Ontology annotation, molecular function: catalytic activity.